UGUGCUGCAGUCACUGUAAACAACUUUCUCACAAAUUGCGUGGACAAUUUGCUUUUUUGUAAUUACUUACAAUAAGAAAAACAUAAAUUUAAGAAAAAUGAAAGAACUACCACUGCCAGAAGUACAACAAUUGAUACAUGAUAUUAAAUUGAAAAAAGUUGAAGGCUCCUUCAAUAUAACCACAAAAUCAUUGGAAUUAUUUAAAAAUUUAAUAUUGAACACUAAAUGGCAACAUGCAGAGGAACUAAUGAAAGUGAUACGCACCCAGGGGCAUAUUUUGCAAUCAGCUUUACCCCAAGAGACGGUGGCCGCUAAUAUGACCCGUAGACUGUUAAAGAUUAUAAGGGAAGAAUUUGAUGUAUUACAAGCCAAGGUCCACCACUUUGCUGAUGACUCCCAAGCGACUUUAUCAUUACAUAAAUUGGUAACACAAACCAGUGAAUGUGAUAUAAGUGUGGACUAUGCGAAACCAACAUCGGGUCUCAAAGAUGCUCUCUUAGAUCAUUUGCAGGAAAUUGAAACUGAAUUGGAAACAAGUUGUGAAAGUAUUUGUGCCCAGGCUGAACAACAUAUACACUCAACGGAAGUGAUACUAACACUAGGACACUCAAGAAGUGUAGAACAUUUCUUGAAAAGAGCUAUUAAGAAAAGACAGUCCUUAACCAUUAUCAUAGCUGAAUGUGCACCAGCUUGUAGAGGACACAAUUUAGCUGCCAGUUUAGCAAGCAAUAGUGUGGAAAUUAUUGUUAUACCCGACUCAGCCAUAUUCGCCAUGAUGUCUCGCGUUAAUAAAGUUAUUAUUGGUACCCAUAGUGUUUUGGCUAAUGGUGGUCUUAGAGCAGCCUGCGGUUCUUAUACUGUGGCCUUGGCUGCUAAAUAUUAUUCAGUUCCUGUUAUUGUUUUGGCUCCCAUGUAUAAAUUGGCCCCGGUGCAUUUGUGUUCUUAUGAACAGGAUGCUUUCAACUCAUUGGGUUGUGCCGAGGGUGUGUUGCCCUAUGACUCAUCGGCUGCACGUUGUGCCAAAAUUUACAGUCCCAUUUUUGAUUAUGUACCACCCGAACUGGUCACUUUGUUUAUAUCUAAUACUGGCGGUCAUGCUCCCUCUUAUGUUUAUCGUUUACUAACUGAACUGUAUCAUCCUGAGGAUUAUGAAAUUUAAAAAGUUUUUACUUUUUUCUUAUAAACUAAAUAAAGCAAAUUCAAUUUGUUUGAAAAUAAA
Lucilia sericata (common green bottle fly) is the source of this 1219-nucleotide messenger RNA. RefSeq names its product translation initiation factor eIF-2B subunit beta (gene eIF2Bbeta). Lineage: Eukaryota; Metazoa; Arthropoda; Insecta; Diptera; Calliphoridae. Gene Ontology annotation, cellular component: eukaryotic translation initiation factor 2B complex. The coding region runs from base 98 to 1159 and encodes 353 amino acids. Gene Ontology annotation, molecular function: guanyl-nucleotide exchange factor activity; translation initiation factor activity. The record is from RefSeq and is a predicted model, not a curated record. Gene Ontology annotation, biological process: translational initiation. The transcript is spliced from 6 exons.